CAGGGAGGUGCAAAUAUUUCUACAUUUCCAAAAGCACUUGUUGCUCCACAGACCGCCACAGAUCCUGACUGAAGACAGAUCUUAACUCUUUUCUCUCUCAGGAUUUCAGGUGUACCAAUGGAACCUCUCUCAGUGUCAACCAACAGAUUCACUCUGGACCUUUACAAAAAGCUGAAUGAAACUUCCAAAGGCCAAAACAUUUUCUUUUCUCCUUGGAGUAUUGCAACUGCUCUUUCCAUGGUCUACCUGGGCGCAAAAGGUGACACUGCAACCCAGAUGGCUGAGGUUCUUCAUUUUAACCAGACUGCAAGAGAAGAAGGUUCAUCUGAGACAAGGCCUUCUUCAGCAAGACCAAAGAAAAGAAAGAUGGAUCCUGAGCAUGAGGGAGCAGAAAACAUCCACUCUGGCUUCAAAAAGCUCCUGUCUGACAUCAACAAACGCAGAAACACUUUCUUGCUGAAGAGUGCCAACCGACUGUAUGAGGAAAAGACCUAUCGAUUAUUGCCUGAGUUCUUACAACUCAUUACAAGCUAUUACAAUGCAAAGCCCCAAGCUGUAAACUUUAAGAGAGCUGCAGAACAAGUCAGAGCCCAAAUCAAUUCAUGGGUAGAAAAUCAAACUGAGAGGAAAAUACAGAGUCUGCUGCCUGCGGGGUCUCUCCAUUCUCGCACUGUGAUGGUCUUAGUAAAUGCCAUUUAUUUCAAAGGAACAUGGGAAAAGAAAUUUCUGGAGAAAAAUACUUCUGAGAUGCCCUUCAGAAUAAGCAAGACCAAGACUAAACCAGUACAGAUGAUGUUUUUGAAAGAUAAAUUUUUCAUACUCCAUGAAGCCACCAUGAAAUUCAGAAUCAUUGAGCUGCCAUAUGUGGAAAAUGAACUCAGCAUGUUCGUUCUCCUACCCGAUGACAUCAGUGAUAACACUACUGGCCUGGAGAUGGUGGAAAGAGAGCUGACGUAUGAGAAAUUGGCUGAAUGGACCAAAUCAUCCAAUAUGAUGAAAGCUGACGUGGAUCUGUACCUGCCCAAGCUGAAGGUGGAAGAGAAUUACGACCUUAAAUCCCCUCUGAGCAGCAUGGGGAUACAAAAUGCUUUUGACCCACGCCAGGCUGAUUUCACAGGGAUGUCAGUGAAGAAGGAUCUUUUCAUCUCACAAGUUAUUCACAAAGCUUUUGUGGAAGUCAAUGAAGAAGGUACCGAGGCAGCAGCUGCCACAGGUGUCUUGAUGAUGAGAUCAAGAGUCCCAACAAUGACUUUCAAAGCUGACCACCCUUUUCUUUUCUUCAUCAGACACAACAAAUCACAAACCAUUCUCUUCUUUGGCAGAUUUUGCUCACCCAGUAUUUCUUCUGCUUUGUCUAUGGUUUUGCUGGGUUCAAAAGGUAGCACAGAAGCCCAGAUAAGCAAGGUGCUUUCUCUGAGCAGCACCCAAGAUGCUCACAAUGGGUAUCAAUCCCUUCUCUCUGAAAUCAAUGAUCCGAACACCAAAUAUAUCCUGAGAACUGCGAACCGCCUCUAUGGAGAAAAGACCUUGGAGUUUCUCCCAUCUUUUAUAGAGUCGAGUCAGAAAUCCUACCAUGCUGGCCUGGAGCAGAUGGACUUCCUGCAUGCUUGGGAGGAUUCCAGGAGGCAAAUCAAUGGCUGGGUAGAGGAAAGGACUGAAGGUAAAAUUCAGAACCUGUUGGCAGAGGGGAUUCUGAAUUCCUUGACCAGACUUGUGUUGGUGAAUGCCAUCUAUUUCAAAGGCAACUGGGAAGAGCAAUUUGACAAACAGAAUACCAGUGAAAGGCCAUUCCGAAUUAAUAAGAAUGACACCAGACCUGUGCAGAUGAUGUUCAAGGAGGCACAUUUUAACAUGACCUACAUUGGGGACUUCCAGACCAAAAUCCUUGAGCUCCCAUAUGUGGGUAAUGAGCUGAGCAUGAUCAUCCUGCUCCCUGAUUCAAUCCAGGAUGGAUCCACAGGCUUGGAAAGACUGGAAAAAGAACUCACAUAUGAGAAGCUGAUGGUUUGGAUCAGUCCUAAAAUGAUGGAGUCUACAAACGUGCAGGUGUCUUUACCCAGAUUUAAACUGGAAGAAAAUUAUGAUCUGAAACCCCUUCUGAGGAGCAUGGGAAUGCUGGAUGCAUUUGAUUCAGGGAAGGCAGACUUCUCAGGAAUUUCAUCUGGCAAUGAGCUGGUGCUCUCUGAAGUGGUUCACAAGUCCUUUGUGGAAGUCAAUGAAGAAGGCACAGAAGCAGCUGCUGCCACUGGGCUGAUGUUUGUUGAGUGCUGUGCAAUGAUAGUUCCGGAAUUCACUGCAGAUCAUCCCUUCCUCUUCUUCAUCCGGCACAACAAAACUUACAGCAUUUUGUUCUGUGGCAGAUUUUGCUGUCCCUAAGGAGGAGAUGUCUUGGCAGCAUUAUAAAUAAACAUAUAAUAAAGGCACAAUAAAUUUACAUUUCCCUGGA
Molecule: messenger RNA, 2446 nt
Organism: Parus major (Great Tit)
Lineage: Eukaryota; Metazoa; Chordata; Aves; Passeriformes; Paridae
Product: heterochromatin-associated protein MENT-like
Exons: 14
Coding region: 118-2376 (752 amino acids)
Biological process (GO): negative regulation of endopeptidase activity
Molecular function (GO): serine-type endopeptidase inhibitor activity
Source: RefSeq, a predicted model, not a curated record